UCAAUUCAUUCAUUCCCUCAUUCUCUGCACCCAACCGUCCUCGUGCGACGCCGACGCUCUUUACCGACCCAGGUUGUCAUCCCAACUCACCGGCCCUCUUUCUCAGUUCCGUUACUUCUCACGCUCUUUUUCCCUCCUCGACGAGGCACCACCGUUGCACCGUCUUUCCCCCAGCCGUCGGGUGUUUCGUGACGCCAUCGCCAAGUUUUUGCCAAGGCAACCCGCGCCUCCGAACGCAGCACUUGCAAGACAAAUUGGUUCCCGUUUGCGCCCGCCACAAUGCGUCCCACCACAGCUCUUGCCGUUGCCGGCACCCUCGCCGCCGGCGCCUCGGCCGAGAACUACCUCGGCUUCAACUCCGGAUCGACCCUUGCCGACCGCUCCGCCAAGUUCAAGGCCGACUUCGAGCAAGAGAUGAAGACGGCGCAGAAUCUGGUGAACGCGCCGGGCAAGUUCAACGCCGUGCGUCUGUACACCAACAUCCAGGCCUACUCGAAGGACGAUCCGAUCCAGGCCUUCGAUGCCGCCGUCGACACCAACACGAAGCUGCUCCUGGGCAUCUGGGCGUCGGGCACCGACAGCAUCGACAACGAGCUCAACGCCCUCAAGAAGGCUGUCGACACGUUCGGCUCGAAGCUCACCGACCUCGUCAUCGGCAUGUCGAUCGGUAGCGAGGAUCUCUACCGUAUCUCGGCGACCGGCAUCGCGAAUAAGGCUGGUGUCGGCGCCGGGCCGGAUGUGGUGGUCAAGUUCAUCAACCAGUUCAAGACGACGUUUGCCAACACCGCGCUUGCGAAGGUCCCCAUUGGGCACGUCGACACGUGGGACGCCUGGACGAACAGCUCGAACAAGGCGGUCCUCGAUGCCGUGGACUGGGUCGGUGUGGACGAGUACCCCUACUACGAGAACGGCAAAGGCAACAACAUCAAGAACUCGGGCACCCUCUUUGACCGCGCCUUUGAUGCCGUGUCGGCGGUCGUCGGCAACAAGCCCAUCUGGGUCACCGAGACGGGCUGGCCGACCACGGGCCCGAACUGGGACCAGGCCGUGCCCAGCGUGCAGAACGCCAAGUACUACUGGGACGAGGUCGGCUGCCGCAAGCUCUUCAACAAGGUGCCCACCUUCUGGUACAACCUGCGCGACUCGAACCCGGACAACACGAUGAAGUUCGCCAUCACGGCCAACCUGUCGACCACGCCGCUGUUCGACCUGACCUGCCCGACCCACUUCGACACGCCGAGCACCACCUCCUCCUCCACCAACAGCUCGUCGCCCUCUGCCACCGGCUCCGCCACCGGCGUUUCCGCGCCCGGCAGCAGCGCCACGGGCACGACCGGCUCCAGCACAUCUGGCAACAACGCUAGCGCCGCUGGCAGCUCUGCCGGCGCCUCGUCGCUGUCGCCGAGCCAGAGCGGCGCCCAGCUGGGCAAGACCCUCUCGACGGCGGUUGCUGCCGGCCUGGCCCUCGUUGCCGGCGUCUUUGCCCUCCUCUAAGCAGUGUAGACGCACCCAUCUCCAUGGCGGUGGUGGACGCAGCUUGCAUAUUGUCAAACACGCAUACUACUCGUUGGGUAUCCCGGAUGCCUUCUGGCGGACUUGUCGAGCGUCGUGACUUUUCCCUUGUUUUGUCCUUUCUCCUUUCGUUGUUGCGGGCUGCGUCCUGACAGGCUGGAUCUGGAAGUUAAUGCCGUGUAUGGGUACUAUUAGACAACAGGACACACAUAGAUACUGGCGAAUUCUCAUUUGGCUUUGGUAUUUGAAAAAAAAAAAAAAAAAAAAAAAAAAAAAA
Thermothielavioides terrestris NRRL 8126 is the source of this 1789-nucleotide messenger RNA. RefSeq names its product glycoside hydrolase family 17 protein. Bases 280 to 1494 code for a protein of 404 amino acids. Gene Ontology annotation, molecular function: 1,3-beta-glucanosyltransferase activity; glucan endo-1,3-beta-D-glucosidase activity. Gene Ontology annotation, biological process: cell wall organization; carbohydrate metabolic process. Gene Ontology annotation, cellular component: cell surface; extracellular region; fungal-type cell wall. The record is from RefSeq and is a predicted model, not a curated record. The transcript has 2 exons. NCBI's taxonomy places the organism in Eukaryota, Fungi, Ascomycota, Sordariomycetes, Sordariales, Chaetomiaceae.